This is a messenger RNA of Myodes glareolus (Bank vole), 6437 nucleotides long. The record is from RefSeq and is a predicted model, not a curated record. NCBI's taxonomy places the organism in Eukaryota, Metazoa, Chordata, Mammalia, Rodentia, Cricetidae.
GGCACUGUUUGGGGACAGCCAUAUCUCUGAUUCCAUAAAGCGGUUUUCUAUGUAAAGUUGGCAGAGAAUCAGAACAAUGCCUCCACGGCCAUCGUCGGGUGAACUGUGGGGCAUCCACUUGAUGCCCCCACGAAUCCUAGUGGAAUGUUUACUCCCAAAUGGAAUGAUAGUGACUUUAGAAUGCCUCCGUGAGGCUACACUAAUCACCAUCAAGCAUGAACUGUUUAAAGAAGCCAGAAAAUACCCUCUGCAUCAGCUUCUGCAAGAUGAAUCUUCUUACAUUUUUGUAAGUGUUACCCAAGAAGCAGAAAGAGAAGAAUUUUUUGAUGAAACAAGACGGCUUUGUGACCUUCGGCUCUUCCAACCCUUUUUAAAAGUAAUUGAACCAGUAGGCAACCGUGAAGAGAAGAUCCUCAAUCGAGAAAUUGGUUUUGUUAUUGGCAUGCCAGUGUGUGAAUUUGACAUGGUUAAAGAUCCAGAAGUCCAGGACUUCCGAAGGAACAUUCUGAAUGUUUGCAAAGAAGCCGUGGAUAUGCGGGAUCUCAACUCGCCUCACAGCAGAGCAAUGUAUGUCUACCCUCCCAAUGUAGAGUCUUCCCCAGAAUUGCCAAAGCACAUCUACAACAAGUUAGAUAAAGGACAAAUCAUAGUGGUGAUUUGGGUAAUCGUCUCUCCAAACAAUGACAAGCAGAAGUACACCCUGAAGAUCAACCAUGACUGUGUGCCAGAGCAAGUCAUUGCUGAAGCCAUCAGGAAGAAGACUCGGAGUAUGCUGCUCUCCUCUGAGCAGCUGAAACUCUGUGUCUUAGAAUACCAGGGCAAGUAUAUUCUGAAAGUGUGUGGCUGCGAUGAGUACUUCCUAGAAAAGUAUCCUCUGAGCCAGUACAAGUACAUCAGAAGCUGUAUAAUGCUGGGGAGGAUGCCCAACUUGAUGUUGAUGGCCAAGGAGAGCCUUUACUCUCAGCUGCCGAUGGAUAGCUUCACAAUGCCAUCCUACUCCAGGCGUAUCUCCACAGCCACGCCCUAUAUGAAUGGAGAGACAUCUACAAAAUCCCUCUGGGUUAUUAAUAGUGCACUCAGAAUCAAAAUUCUUUGUGCAACCUAUGUAAAUGUAAAUAUUCGAGACAUUGAUAAGAUCUAUGUUCGCACAGGUAUCUACCAUGGCGGAGAACCCUUAUGUGACAAUGUGAACACUCAAAGAGUACCUUGUUCCAAUCCUAGGUGGAAUGAAUGGCUGAAUUACGACAUAUACAUUCCUGAUCUUCCUCGUGCUGCUCGCCUCUGCCUUUCCAUUUGCUCUGUUAAAGGCCGAAAGGGUGCUAAGGAGGAGCACUGUCCAUUGGCCUGGGGAAAUAUAAACUUGUUUGAUUACACAGACACCCUAGUGUCCGGGAAAAUGGCUUUGAAUCUCUGGCCUGUACCACAUGGGUUAGAAGAUCUGCUGAACCCUAUUGGUGUUACUGGGUCAAAUCCAAAUAAAGAAACUCCUUGCUUAGAGCUGGAGUUUGAUUGGUUCAGCAGUGUGGUGAAGUUUCCCGACAUGUCUGUGAUUGAAGAGCAUGCCAACUGGUCUGUGUCCCGAGAAGCUGGGUUCAGUUACUCUCAUACAGGACUGAGUAACCGACUCGCCAGAGACAAUGAACUAAGAGAAAAUGACAAAGAACAGCUUCGAGCACUUUGCACCCGGGACCCACUGUCUGAAAUCACUGAACAAGAGAAAGACUUCCUAUGGAGCCACAGACACUACUGUGUAACUAUUCCUGAAAUCCUACCCAAGUUGCUUUUGUCUGUCAAGUGGAAUUCCAGAGAUGAAGUAGCCCAGAUGUACUGCUUAGUCAAAGACUGGCCUCCAAUCAAGCCUGAGCAGGCCAUGGAACUUCUGGACUGUAAUUACCCGGAUCCCAUGGUUCGGAGUUUUGCCGUUCGGUGCUUAGAAAAAUACUUAACAGAUGACAAACUUUCUCAGUACCUCAUUCAGCUCGUGCAGGUCUUAAAAUAUGAACAAUAUUUGGAUAACCUGCUUGUGAGAUUUUUACUCAAGAAAGCGUUGACAAAUCAAAGGAUUGGCCAUUUUUUCUUUUGGCAUUUAAAAUCUGAAAUGCACAAUAAGACUGUCAGUCAGAGGUUUGGCCUGCUGCUGGAGUCCUACUGCCGUGCCUGUGGGAUGUAUCUGAAGCACCUGAACAGACAAGUCGAGGCCAUGGAGAAGCUCAUCAACCUGACUGACAUCCUCAAGCAGGAGAAGAAGGAUGAGACACAAAAGGUACAGAUGAAGUUUUUGGUUGAACAAAUGAGACAGCCAGAUUUCAUGGAUGCUCUGCAGGGUUUUCUGUCUCCUCUGAACCCUGCUCAUCAACUAGGGAACCUCAGGCUUGAAGAGUGUCGAAUUAUGUCGUCUGCAAAAAGGCCACUAUGGUUGAAUUGGGAGAACCCAGACAUCAUGUCAGAGCUACUGUUUCAGAACAAUGAGAUCAUCUUUAAAAAUGGCGAUGAUUUGCGGCAAGAUAUGUUAACACUUCAGAUCAUCCGAAUUAUGGAGAACAUUUGGCAAAACCAAGGCCUUGACCUUCGAAUGCUACCUUACGGCUGUCUCUCCAUUGGGGACUGUGUGGGGCUUAUCGAAGUGGUGAGGAACUCUCACACCAUCAUGCAGAUCCAGUGCAAAGGAGGCCUGAAGGGGGCGCUGCAGUUCAACAGUCACACACUGCAUCAGUGGCUCAAGGACAAGAACAAGGGCGAGAUAUUGUGGCUUAUCCCAGCACCCAAGAGGCUAACCCAGGAAGAUUGUUGUAUGCUAUAUGACGCAGCCAUUGACCUGUUCACGAGGUCGUGUGCUGGGUACUGUGUGGCAACUUUCAUCUUGGGAAUUGGAGACCGGCACAAUAGCAACAUCAUGGUGAAAGACGAUGGACAGCUGUUUCAUAUAGAUUUUGGGCACUUUUUGGAUCACAAGAAGAAAAAAUUUGGUUAUAAACGGGAACGUGUGCCGUUUGUUUUGACUCAAGAUUUCUUAAUAGUGAUUAGUAAAGGAGCCCAGGAGUACACAAAGACCAGAGAGUUUGAGAGGUUUCAGGAGAUGUGUUAUAAGGCUUACCUAGCAAUUCGGCAGCAUGCCAAUCUCUUCAUCAACCUUUUCUCAAUGAUGCUUGGCUCUGGAAUGCCGGAACUGCAGUCUUUUGAUGACAUUGCGUACAUUCGAAAGACUCUAGCCUUAGACAAAACUGAGCAAGAGGCUUUGGAGUAUUUCACAAAACAAAUGAACGAUGCACACCACGGCGGCUGGACAACAAAAAUGGAUUGGAUCUUCCACACCAUCAAGCAGCAUGCCUUGAACUGAGAUGGGAGCUGGGAACUGCAAGCUGGCGCAUUGUUUCUCCACUGCAUGGCAGUGAGUGACAACAGGCAGAUGGUGGCACGGGGAUGGCACAGUCAGGAACAACAUGCUCUAUAAUUGAAACACUGUACACGCAAACAGGGUUCGAUAGCACUAAACUAGUUCAUCUCAGAAUCCAGCUUUAGAAUAACGAGCAAUUUCAUGUUAUGCCUUAAGUCCAAAAAAAGGUAAACUUUGAAGAUUGUUUGUAUCUUUUUUUAAAAAAACAAAACAAAACAAAAAUCCCCAAAAUACAUACAAAUGAUGGAGACGAAAAGAGAAUGCUGUUCUGUUUGUCUUGCCAGGGUUCUGUUUACAAUGUGGACACAACCAAGGCUGUGACUGCUUUAGGUCUGAGUAAGCUGGAGUUUAUAUUAAGUAAAUGAAAUUGGAGAAGAAUGGAAAUCCCUAUUUUCCCAUUGCUGUUCAGACUUAUGGUUUGAAGUGGGGAUUUUGACUCCCUGCUUAAUGAGGAACAACAUUUGGGGUGAAGGGACUCGUUUUUUGCUUUGAACAAGCAGCCCUUUGAUGGACUUGGGGUCUCCCCUGUGGUUGGGAAAGCAGUCACAAGUGACAACCUGCAGACAGCUGUGUUCUUGUUGGGUUUUGGUUUUUGUUGUUUUUUUCUGGACAGUAUUUACAAGGAUCUGACUUAUUUCCUAGGGAAAUUCUGGGCUGACAUCAAGUACAGCAGUGAUGUAGAGGAGGCCAGCAGGGCUCCUGUUUCUGACCUGUACAGUAUUCACUUUGAGCUGAUUGUUUCUUCUUUGCAAUUGAACUGAGUACUUUUUUCAUGCAUGUUUUCCAGAAAAUAGAAGUGAGUAUUAAUGUUAUUAAAAAGAUUAUUUUUUUUUAUUAAAGGCUAUUUAUAUUAUAGAAACUAUCAUUAAUAUAUAUUCUUUAUUUACAUAAUCUGUCCCAUAGUCAUGCAUUGUUUUGCACCCCAAAUUUUUUAUCGUUGGUAACAGCAUGGUUAGCUUUUCUCUUGGUCUGUAGAUGAGGCUCAGGCACUAUUCCAUUUAUCCAGAUCCCCUGUAUGACUCCCUAAGGAACAGGUUGAGCUGCACACGCUUUCCUUCCACUGCUGUCCGUUUUCACCCAAUGCCCUCAUCGUCCAUUCAUCUGUAGUUGAGAAUGGCACACCCCUCUGAAACCAGUUACUAGAUGAAUACAAAGUAGACUAUCAUCCUGACUCUUAAGCCCUCUGCUGAGGUCUGCUCAUGAAUGACUUUUAUAUUAUGAGAGACUAGAAACCAUGAAUUUUUUUUUACCUUCGUGAGCUAUGUAUUCAUAUCUCAAUGAUAAAAGUAAGGACAUUAACCCACUUUACUAUCAUGUCCCAUUUCAAAGUGGUCAGGUCUCACACCAACUUCAUUAUUACAUCCCGCACAGAGUGCAAUAUUGAGCAUUCUGAAAUCAUCCAUCUAAGAUGUAGGGCUAAUGUUAGUGGUCACUCUAGAUUUCUACUCAGUGUUUGAAUGAUUCCUGUCCUAGAAAAUAGCUUUAGCAGAUGUUCAGAUGCCACACCAAAAAAAAAAAAGAAAAAAAGUGAAAAAAAAGAAUAAAUAAAAAGAAAAAAAGAAAAAAUGUGCAAUAAUUUCCUGACAGUUCCUAGCUUAGGUGUGUUCCUGGAGAGCCUCUUUACGAAGAGUGCACACGUACACUCUACAGCAGCAGCAUCCCUUUGAAGCACUCGUCUGUGAGGCCAGACACCUAGAGUAGAAGUUCUGAAUAGUAAAUGGGACUCUAAUAAAAAUACUCUUAAUAUCUGGCUAUUUUAGAACCCUUAAAGGGCAUAAUUAUUGAAGAUUUAGGUACUUCACUAAAGCAUGUAUAUAUUAUUGCCAACAAGAAAACCUGAAUAUUAGGGGAACUUAGUUCUGUAAACUGUCUUGGAAUAGUUAAUCAAAAUUUAAACUGUUUUAAGCAGAAAACCAGAUAGAUUCUUUUGCAGAUAUAGAAAACUUCCUAACUUAUUUACUUGGCAUUUAACACUUUGUGUUACUUAGAUAUGCAGUUGCUAGGUACUAACAUCCCAUUCUUUUCUAUAUCAGGGAUUAUUACAGUCAAACUCAGUGACAUGGUACAAAUCUACAGCUUUGAUGGUGGGAACUGAAGAGUUACAAAAAGAACUGUGUUUUCCUGAGUGCCAAAACAAAAACAAAAAACAAAAGCCGUGAGCCUCCUUGCACAAAAUUGGUAGUUUUUGCCUUUUUUUUUUGCAUUAGUUCAAGUAGUUACCACCUUCUAGAGUCUCUACACAGUUAAAACACAACCACCUAGCUUACUAUGCCAUUGUCAACCACAUUAAUUGUACUGACAGAAAAUCUAUGUUCUAUAAAGGAUAUAAGUAAAGAAAGAAAGGAGAAUGGUUUGUAUUAAAAAAGACUAAAACUCAAAUCGAAAUUGGGGUGAUCAAAAUGUGUUUCCAGCAAGCAAUAAUGUGCCACUCCCAGGUGCUCGAGAACCAGAAGGCCCUGUGGAGCAAUCACCUCUGUAAAUGGUAUCCUUGUCAUUGAAUAUUGUGUCAAUCUUGACUUUGGCUCCAUAUUUCACUAAGUCACUUGAGGAUGUUUCGUCAGUAAUUAUUUCUGAAAGGAGAGAGAGCAAAUCUAAAGAAACUAAGUAGACGGUAGCGAGAAGUACCUGCAGUCAUGCUCUCACUCUCACCGUCUCAGCGAUACAAAGCCUUUAGUUUGAAGAUUUUUAGACUGCUGUUAAUUUGAAAUCUGUUCAUCUUACUGUGGAGUUUGAUUUGUCUGUUUGUUUGCUUUCUGUUUGUUUUUAAAAAUGUUUCUAAUUAGAGUUUUUACAAGAAGAAUGGAAUCUGGUUGCUAUUUUAUCGUAGAACCUGAGACUUUGUGGUUCUUCAUGUCCUCUGUAAAACUUGGUGUCAGAGUCAUCAGAUUUGAGGUUGUCCCUUCUACUCUGCUUUAUAUUACUGCCCAUCAGGAAAUGGGAGCCUGGUGAAUAUAUAAUGAAUUGUAAAAUAUUUUAAUGUGUAACUUUUUCAACUGUGAAACUGACUCGGGUUUUUUUGAUGAAAACAGCUGCUGAUAAAGUA